AUGGAAGAAAAGAGCAUCAAGUACGAUUACGGCUACGAUUACGGCUACGAUUACGGCUACGAUUACGGCUACGAUUACGGCUACGAUUACGGCUACGAUUACGGCUACGACUACGGCUACGACUACGGCUACGACUACGGCUACGACGGCGAGAAAUUUCUCUGCCGAUGCUGA
Molecule: messenger RNA, 174 nt
Organism: Aspergillus fischeri NRRL 181
Lineage: Eukaryota; Fungi; Ascomycota; Eurotiomycetes; Eurotiales; Aspergillaceae
Exons: 2
Coding region: 1-174 (57 amino acids)
Source: RefSeq, a predicted model, not a curated record